AUGUCGCCCUCACUCAGUCCCAUCAAGGUCUGGGGCGAAGCCCAUACGGCCAACCCGGCAAAAGUUGCCCUCAUUCUAGAGGAACUCGACCUCCCAUACGAAGUCAUACCUGUCCCCUUUACCGACGUCAAGAAGCCCGCCUAUGUGGCCAUCAACCCGAACGGGCGGCUGCCAUCCAUCCACGACCCCAAUACCGACCUCACUCUCUGGGAGUCCGGCGCCAUCAUCGAAUAUCUUGUCGAGACCUACGACAAGGACCACCGACUGAGCUUCGCCCCGGGCACGCCUGAGUCAUGGCACGCCAAGCAGUGGCUGUACUUCCAGACCUCAGGCCAAGGGCCAUAUUUCGGCCAGGCGGGUUGGUUCAAGCUGUUCCACCCGGAGAAGUUGCCCAGUGCCCUAGAUCGCUAUCUUAAGGAGAUCGACCGCGUCACCGGCGUGUUGGAGGCGCGUCUGGCACAACAGAAAGAGAAAUUGGAACAGUCGCAGAAGGAGGGUGGCGAUUGUGGUGAUGGUCCCUGGCUGGUCGGCACCAAAUUUUCUUACGCCGAUCUUGCUUUCGUUCCAUGGCAGCGCACCGUCGGCAUUGUUUUCGACAAGAGCGAGUACGACCAGGACAAAUACCCGCUGGUCAAUGAGUGGUAUGGCAAGAUUGUUUCCCGUUCGUCGGCCAGAAAGGUAUGGGGAGGCGCUGAGGCGGCGAAAUAG
Molecule: messenger RNA, 708 nt
Organism: Capronia epimyces CBS 606.96
Lineage: Eukaryota; Fungi; Ascomycota; Eurotiomycetes; Chaetothyriales; Herpotrichiellaceae
Exons: 1
Coding region: 1-708 (235 amino acids)
Source: RefSeq, a predicted model, not a curated record